GUCACUCUGGUCACGAGAACGACCGCCAUAUUGGAGGUGGAAAAAUUGCAGUAGCAUCGGAAGAACAUUUUUGUAAAAAUAUCGCAAUUUUGGUGAGUUGACAGGUUUUCAGUAAUUUUCACCAUGUCAUCUAGAAAGAAGGUAUUAUUGAAAGUCAUCAUCUUGGGGGACAGUGGUGUCGGGAAGACGUCCCUGAUGAACCAAUAUGUGAACAAAAAAUUCAGCAAUCAGUACAAGGCCACAAUUGGAGCAGAUUUUCUCACAAAAGAAGUCAUGGUAGAUGACAGAUUGGUCACAAUGCAGAUUUGGGAUACAGCGGGCCAGGAACGUUUUCAGAGCCUGGGCGUGGCCUUCUACCGUGGUGCCGACUGCUGUGUACUGGUCUUUGACGUCACCAUGCCCAACACAUUCAAGACGCUGGACAGUUGGAGGGACGAGUUCCUCAUCCAGGCCAGCCCCAGGGACCCCGAACACUUUCCUUUUGUGGUGAUUGGGAACAAAAUUGACUUAGAAAAUAGAGCGGUGUCCACCAAGAGAGCCCAGGGUUGGUGCCACAGCAAAGGUGAUAUCCCGUACUUCGAGACCAGCGCAAAGGAGGCCAUCAACGUGGAGCAGGCUUUCCAAACGGUGGCGAAGAACGCACUAGCGCAGGAGACAGAGGUGGAGUUGUAUAAUGAAUUCCCCGAUCAAAUUAAGCUCACAAAUGCGGACGCUAAUAAGAAACAAGACGGAUGUGCAUGUUAAUGGAAGCUAAGGACCUAUGAGCUUGGAAUUCUGGGAAUGCAUCAUUGUUAUACUCUUUUUGUAAGAGCAACUCAUCUAGAAAACGUAAUAUAUUUCCUAGGAGGAAUUUACAGU
Lingula anatina is the source of this 858-nucleotide messenger RNA. RefSeq names its product ras-related protein Rab-7a. Gene Ontology annotation, biological process: phagosome-lysosome fusion; endosome to lysosome transport. NCBI's taxonomy places the organism in Eukaryota, Metazoa, Brachiopoda, Lingulata, Lingulida, Lingulidae. Gene Ontology annotation, cellular component: late endosome; lysosome; phagocytic vesicle. The record is from RefSeq and is a predicted model, not a curated record. Gene Ontology annotation, molecular function: GTPase activity; GTP binding.